This is a messenger RNA of Pocillopora meandrina, 1275 nucleotides long. Lineage: Eukaryota; Metazoa; Cnidaria; Anthozoa; Scleractinia; Pocilloporidae. The record is from the annotation of a GenBank genome assembly.
AUGUCUUACGAAGAACGAUGUAUAUUGCUAAACUGGAACACACUUCAGCAUCGAAGGGAAUACCUCUCUGUAGUGGAAUGCUACAAGACAGUGUUUGGUCUAAAUGGCUUAGACUUUGAUGACUAUUUCGAGUUUUGUAGAGGUAAAAAACAUUAAAGCCAACCAUCCAUACAAAAUACAAACUAAAUUAGCUAAAGUUAACUUCUUUAAGGACUCCUUCUUCGUGAGAAAAAGACUGGAACAGUUUGCUAAACCAUCUUCACUGACGAAAUUAGCCUUGACAAAAUUUUAAAAAGGCUUAAAAAGAUGGAUGAAGAUUUAUUGACACAGAAGCUCAUAUUUUAAUUGUGUAUGUUUUCAUUUUAAAUAUCAUUCUUACUAUACCAUUUUGUACCUGUACUGAUGAUUUUUACGCGCGUUUUUGAAAUUUUUUAAUAUUUUUAAAGUUAAGUUAGGGGACCUUUUAUAGGGAUAACCUUGCGGUCCACCUUUUCAAAUAUGCAUCGUGUAACAUGUUUAUGAGUAUCUAUGUAUUUGAAUAAAGUAUUAUUAUUAUUAUUAUUAUUAUUAUGGGUGACAAGAAUAUCAUAAAACAUAUGCUUGGUUUUGACCUUAAUCCCUAACAGUUUUGUUUUUUAGAAGUUCCUUUAGUUCUCGUAGUGGUGUUUCCAAGAUAAAUCUUCAUAAGUAUUGACUCUUAAGACACUCGUGAUGUUUUUCUCCUUGAUAUUUCCUCUCAUUUUCGAAUUUCUUCGUGAUUGGCAAACACCUGAACUGAACCAUGACCGACAAGGGCCAAGUAAUUCUCACAGAAAAUAUUUAAAAGAUCUUAAAGAAGUGCAAUGAAAAGUUUGUGUACACUGUUUAUGAGAUGUAUUAUGGAAAAGAACCAACCUGAACUCUUAAACAGACUCCGUUCCCGCAAAAAUGUUGGUUUAGUCACUCCUUUCUUUUGUUCUGCACAUUCUAAAGUUGUUUGACACCUUUGUUCUCUAUAUAUAUCAUCGGUGAUCUUUUUCUCAUUUGCAUUUGAUAAAAAUGACCUGACGCCACCUAUGAGUCAUGUUCCGAUGGGAUUGCUCUUUAUCCUAAGUUUGUUUUUUACAAAAUCUCUUGUUAUCACAUGUUUUAAUGGGAAAUUUUUACUUUUAAUCUCAGUCAAUCUUCUGCUCUUAGCUUUGAAUUUACGUAAAAUGAAGAGAUUUGAUCUCGUGCUGGGAACAACUGACGUUUUCCGCCUCAAACCAACUUGCGCAAAGAGGAAGCUUCUUGAGA